Vollenhovia emeryi is the source of this 5938-nucleotide messenger RNA. RefSeq lists its product as uncharacterized. The coding region runs from base 224 to 3652 and encodes 1142 amino acids. The transcript has 7 exons. The record is from RefSeq and is a predicted model, not a curated record. Lineage: Eukaryota; Metazoa; Arthropoda; Insecta; Hymenoptera; Formicidae.
UCCCAGGAUCACCAAAGUACCGAACCAUCGACGGGGGGUAAUGCAAUUCCUCUUCGAUUUCGGAAACUAUUUGAAAGGGAUCGUAAUGGAGACGUUGCGUUUAGAAUAAGUUUGGAAGUUGGGCGGAUUAAAUCGCUUUCGUCCUGGCGUCUCGCGAGGAUCCCGACACACGCUUCCCCUUAUCCUGCCCCGUCGGAAAAUUCGCUCGUAAUCGCAAAAACGUAUGCCGGUAGGACACCAAUCCGAGGACGACGGCUACAUGAGCAUGAAUGGUCGGAAGGCGAAGAUGGCACUGGUAGCGUUACGUCCGGUUCCGGAUUGUCCAGAGCCACAGGAUCCCGCGGGUGUCUCCACGCAGGAAUUCCCGCCGCCCCCGGAAGAGGCCGAGCGUAUCAUCUCGACCCUUCUGCCGAUGGUCUCGCCAGGAAACUCGUCAAAGAGGAAUGUCGUGGGCCAAGCCUCGGAGCGACGAAAUAACGUCGGCGGCCGGCAGCAGUGGAUGGUGGCCGUGGAGGAUAGCAUGCGUCACGGGAACGCGGUUACCACGCAAACCACUCUCCCGAAAACCCGCCACCAGCGGCCGUACGGCUGGGAGAACGGAACCGUGGAGUCGCUGCGGUUAGCCCAGCCACCCAGUCCGCCCAGUAAAUUCGCCAGCUUGCCGUACGACGGCAAGGUAUCGUUCAACUGGAUCCCGCCUCGUACGAAUCCGAGCGCGGUGGAGAAGCACCGAGAGGUGCGCCGCCGUUCCUCGGAGGAAUGCUUGGAGGACGAGAGUGGCGGCUGCCAGCGGCAGGGCAGCCCCGAUCGCGGCAAUCACCACCCGAGGAAGCAGCAACGCCAGCAGAACGAGAUCACCAAGUCGAGCAGCGUGGAGGACCGCCUGCUGAUGAACAGGUCGGACAAGGAGUCGACGCGCCGCAGCCGCAACGACUCGGAUUCGAGCGAGGGCCGGUUCUCGAGGAACUCCGAAUCCGAGAGCCGGUCCUCGAUACCGCGCUCCAGCUCGGUCAGCGUCGAGCGGUUCUCCAUGCGGGCCAACUGCGACUCGUCUGACUUCUCGCGCGCCAACUCCACGUCGAACGAGCGCUUCCACUCGGACUUCUCGAUCGCGGUGGCGAGCGCGAGCUCGAACGAUCACGUGUCCGUGCCGACCUCCGAGCCGUUCUCCAUACGCAACCUCGACUUCGUUUCGUUCGCGCUGCCGCGCGCGGACUCGAGCGAGCGCUUCUCCGCGCCCGCGUCCGACCGCUGCUCCGAGGAGCGCUACUCCGACCUGUUCUCCACGCGUAACUCCGACUUCUCCGCGCGAAACUCGGCUGACUUUAGGACGCAAUCCGAGGAGGAGCGUUUUUCCGACGACUCCCUGGAGGAGCUGCUGCCGCCACCGCCGCCCAUCAGCAAGAGACACUCUAUCGCGUGGGAGGUCUCUCUGGAGGACGAUCCUCUGUACGCGCCCGGUAGCACCAAGGUUGUCGGCAGGAGACGACGAAAGAGCAGCGAUGUGUCAAGUGUAGGUUCCGCAUCGAAGCUGCGCGAUUUCGACGACUGGCAGGAUCAGCGACUGUCGACGACCGACGACGAUCUGAUCUCACCGUACUCGGACUCGUCCACGAACGAUCUGGAUCAGAUACGGCCACAGGAGCUUACGAAAAACGGCACCUACGUUAUACGGCGCGGUCGCAAGAAGGAGCGCAAAGUUCUACCGAAAACACCGACCAAGACCAAGAGUCUGUCCUUUGAGAACGGGAGCGAGGAAGGGAGCCGAUUGUCGGACGUGAAACGAUACUCGAGUACCUUCGACAACAUCAAGAGCCUGCUGAAGGAGGGCAAGUUGGAGGGCCUGGACGAGCCACCGGCGGAAUUCGCGCUGCCAGUGCCACCGCCGGAUCUCAUCCGGGUCGUGUCAAUGCCGGCGAUCAACAACGACGCCGGCAGUCGGGCCCAGCUGGAGAUUACCGUGGAGGAGGAGGAGGCGUCUGACAUCUCGGACAAGGACAAGGAGCGCGACAACCUCGACCUACCUCGGCUACCACCUUCGCCGAUCGAAGACGAAAUUGGUUACCGCCUGGACCGAUCGAGAAACUGCAACGGUAUCCCGACGGCGCCUAACUUGGCGGAUCUAGAUGUCGGCAGGUCGUCGGUGAAUAGCGCGCUCGCCGAGGUGACGACGAAGAAGAAACUCGCGUGCGCUGUGAGCGACGAGCGACUGGCCUCUAAGAUCCCGGUGAACCUGCUGAUAGAGGAUCAGAUCGUGAAGAAGGCGCUCAAGGAGAAUCGUCGGCAGCUGGAGAAGGUGAGCGACGCGAUUAAGGAGAUCGAGAACGUGAAGAACAGCGAGUCUUACUGCGAGAGUAAACGCUGGCGAAACGGCGACCUGAAGCAGAGCUCGAAACGAAAUAGCUUCGAGAGCGAUUUCCCGCCGGUCCACGACGGUCGGAAACCCGUGACGAUUGACGGCAGUCCUUACGACGGCAGGUCGCGCAGCAGGCAGCAGCAACAGCAAUACAGCUCCGACUCCGAAACGUCCAAGGCCAGCUCAGACGCGGACUUCGCGGACCGGAGGAAACUCAACGGCGCCAGCGACGUCGUCUACUCGUCCGGCAGGCGGCUACGCCAGAAUGGUAUCGAGAACCACAAGAACGAUCAGAAGCAGAUCGAGAACGUGAUCGACGCUAUUCUGGAGGACUCGAAGAAUCCGGAAUUCCAGGUGAGCGUCGACGUGAUGGAGUUCCCGCCGUUGCCGCCCUCGCCCGUUGAGGAAGCUGACGAGGAGAGCUGCUCGGACGUUGGCCAGAGCGCCGCGAUGACGCCACCGAAGUCCAAGAGUCACAGCAGCAGCCGGACCGUGGAGUACAGGCCGAGGGUGCCACCCCAUCGUGUUCCGCCGGUCAUCGACCCGAAAGAGCAGGCUUCCUUGAACACCAGGUCCAUGGAUGCCGGCUUUGCCAGGGGAAGACGCACACCGACCACCAGUAAUUCCAGGCGAGAGGUGCCCGUGGAGCGGAGAACUCUGCCCACCGAUUUGCCAGGACCGUCCCGCCGGCGACCAUUCACGAAAAGGCACUCGCCAUCGGCGGAGGCGUGCUCCUCCGGGGGUAGCAGCGGCGGCGGUGGUACCGGCGGCAGCGUCGUUACCGGCACCGGUUCCGGUAUGCAGACGUCGUGUUCCCUGCCGGAGACCCCGGUGUUCGCCAGAGGUAGCGACAUCCCCAGAACGCCGCAGCACGCCGGUAACCCCACGCAGUCGAGGCGACAACCCGGCUGGUACGCACCCACCACAGCUACCGGCUAUCGACGGAACAAUCCCGGUCUGGAGCAGGCUAUAAUCGGCACCGAGCUACUCCGGCUGGCGGGAGGGCCGAAUCGCGGAUGGUAUCCCACCAGGAAGGCGAACCAGCCGCGACCGGCGUCCAUCGAGCACCUCGAGCGGCUGAACAACGCCUACGACGCACGGCUGCCGAGCACCGGGGACCAGAGAAAGCCGCUGACCCUACCUACGAACAUCACACCCAACAAAUACUUCGGCCAAAGUAAGCACAGCUCCGCCUCCAGCACUCGCGAGGCGCUACGGAGGGUCACUAGCUUGCUCAUCAAGAAAGGUAAGCGCCGGGGAUUCGCGCUGUUAGAAAGAGAAAAACACCACGCCUGAACACGUUUGGCGCGUGGCGUAGCUCGGGAAUAACGCGACGUCUUCGGCGACUCUGAGACUCACCCUGUUUGCGUUCAAGCUGGAUUUCACGGUCCCGUUUUCCGUUUUCUUGUUUUUUUUCUCCUCGGCACAGUGCUAUUAUGAAUUCAUCGUACGAUUAAACGCACGUUGAGAAGAACGUGCGAAUAAACGGCGACAUCCUGGAACUCCUGGAAGAAUUAUCCUCUGAUAUGUUAGCAGUAUUUGUAAUAGUAUUACUGGUGGACCGUAGAAUGUUACUUGGUACGCAAACGUGGAUGUGAAUUUCUAGUAUCGUCGUGAAAAAGAGAUAUUGUAAGCAAUAAGCGACAUUUUUCGUUCACUUAUAUGUUAUUAGAGUGUCUCUUUUACGUUAUUUUGCGUUGUGGAAACCCUGAUAGAAAUAUUUUGUUAAUAGUACUAUGAGAUCGAUGAAAAGUGAAGUUAAAAAAUUGUGGAAAAAUUAUGUAUCUCAAAAUAAAUCACUAUCAAGUUUCCUGAAAUGUGACGUAAUCUAUGAAAUAUAAGGAAAGUUAGAGUGUACUGUUGAAAAAUAAUUUUUUACUGAAUUUUUUCUGAAAUAUUGAUGAAAUACAAUGAGGUUAAUUGAGAGAGAUUUUAAAAUACAUUUCAACAAUAUUUUAUUAUACUUUCAAUAAAAUAUUUCCACCGGGGAAGUUAGUUAGUUUAUUGGAAAGUAGUUCGUUUAAAUUUUAAGAAAAAAUAUUUCAAAUUCGGUUAGACUGUAUACUGCUUCUCUCUUUAAAAAUUAUUAUAUAAUAUUUACAAAAUAAUUUUUGUUAGAUCAGUACAUGAUUUUAUUCAAAGAAUAUUACUGAGAAUUAUACUAAAAAGAAUUUCACGGAAUAAUUUUAAAUUUUGUUAUUAAACAAAUUAACAUGUCCACUAUAUUUUCUAUCAGUUUCUUAAUAUGUUUUACAUUUUAACAUAGAAAAGAUCAAUAACAAUAGCAAAUGUAGCAGUGCAAAAUGACUUAAUUGCUCCAUAACUCUUUCCUUUUAUAUUUAAUUAAAAAAUAUCUCUUUGAUUUACCAAUACUUUUAUUUGUUCUUAUUGCUCGAACAAAUCACUUACGUCGUGUUUCCUAAAGAUUUCGCUAUUUGAAAGCCCGUAAUCUUUGAUAAGUAACCUGCGGAAGAGUUCUCUAACUUGUAUCGUGUGACCUUUCGUGGCAUUUGAGUGCCACUGAUUUAACGCUGUCUCAUUCUGUAACAUUCUCGGAAUGCUUGCUUUUAAGUAACUUUCACUAUUGCUACACAAUCAUUAAGAAAUUAAUUUUUAUCUGUGCAUAUGUUAAUUACUCAAUGUGUAUUCGAUGUCCCAACUCCCAAAUAGCUUCAAUGAACUCAUAUAAAGUUUGGCGUGAAAAUACAUGUAUCUUCACACUUUUCAUUAUUCGAUGUUGAUUGAAAUACACUUAUCGACAAUCGAUUCUUAAACAAUUGAAAAAUUCUUUUAUUACACUCGCGUGUGUAACUUUUCAUGCCACUUUUUUCAAAUAUCUAACUUCUCUGUGUCUAUUUCACAUACAUUUCACACACAUUUCAUUUGUUGCAUGCGGUAUUUCUGCAAUAUCUUCAAUCUUUUCCGUAAAAUUUACUGGAACGUAAUUAAUCAAUUUAUUACUUCCUCUAUGUAGAUUUAGAAAUGAUUUAGAAGUAAGUUAGUAAUAAACUGAUGCAUGUCUGACAUGUAGUUAAAUACAAAAGUGUUGUGUAUAUCAUAGAGUUUGACUAUUAAUUAUAAUAUUUAUGAUUCACUGCGAAUGUUAAAUAUGCAUAUGCAUAAUUCGACAAUACAAAUUGCACUUUAAUAGUUUUUACCGACUGUUGAUUUAUAUCAAUCGUCGAUAACUCCAACUACACUUUCAUACUUGAAAUUUUCAGUUUUAUCGACAAUAUACUAAAGUGCUUUCCAAGUACAGUUUUUAUUUUCAUCAAAAAUUCUUUACAAUUAAUCAAAUUAAAGUACAGAAAUACUGAUAAAUGCACGAUCAAUUCUCGAGGAACAAAAUGACUAUGUCUCUGACUAUGUUUACACGGCACCCUUAUGGCUCAUUCAGACUGAACGCGAUGAGCGAUGAGCGACGCGCAAUAUCCAAUGGGCGUGCAGUCUUUAUAGAAAAACUGUACGCUUUCCCAUAAAACCUGUACGCUGAUUGGAUAAUCGUGCGUCUCUCGUCGUUCAUCGCGUCUAGUCUGAAUGAGGCUGGAUUCACAUGGAGCGUAACUUGCGUAAGGGUGGAGU